Hemicordylus capensis (graceful crag lizard) is the source of this 3597-nucleotide messenger RNA. It is a transcript of the gene TAPBP, whose product is annotated as TAP binding protein. The record is from RefSeq and is a predicted model, not a curated record. The transcript has 8 exons. NCBI's taxonomy places the organism in Eukaryota, Metazoa, Chordata, Lepidosauria, Squamata, Cordylidae. Gene Ontology annotation, cellular component: membrane. Gene Ontology annotation, biological process: antigen processing and presentation of endogenous peptide antigen via MHC class I. The coding region runs from base 1016 to 2395 and encodes 459 amino acids.
GGACCGUGCGCGCAGUGCGGCUCUUCUCUCUCCAUUCCAACGCAACUUCCUGGAGUUGAACAGGACCUGGAGGCGGCGGGGCGGGGCGCCUUCAAGCUCAAAAGGGGCCUCCGUUAAGACUUUCUAUUUUUUUUUUCGGCCCAGAAAAAUGGCUAGAAAAGCAAUCGUUAAAUACAAAAAUAUUCCAGUCGUGCCUCAGCCCCACUCUUUUUGGCACCUCAUCUUUUAAUUUUUAUUAUGGCUAGGGCUGGGCCUCUAAAGCUGGAAGUGGCCCAGGCCUCUCUGGAUCUCUGAGAGCGCAGGGGGCGAGGGUACCUCCUUUCCGGCGGGCGGCGUUUCCUGCGGGAUCAGUCGGCACAGACCUUUCGCCCUAGGAUGUUUGCCUGCAGCAGCCGCACACCUGUGAAGAGAAGCUGUGGUUGGCCCCCGUGGCUUCUCUGUGCCUAGACGCGCGGAGCCGCUUUCUUUCCACGGGAAUUGCCCCCUUCCCAGUGGUUUGCUCCCUGCUCCAGUCUGGGAAUGGCUUUUAGUUUUAUUUAUUUAUAUUUAUUGUUUGUUUGUUUGUUUGUUAUUUCCGCGGCCUCUACGCCUGUCGGUUUGUUUUUCCCGGUUGGCUCGUGAUGCACUUUGGGAAAGCUUAUUGGGUUGAAAGGCGGGCGAGGAAAACUCUAAAGAAGGAAAACAAGAAGGAGGAGCAGCAGCCGCCCUUGGAACUCGCGGCGCGUGGAUGGACGCGCUCAACGGCGCCCUAGCUUGCGCCGCACAAAGGCCUAAAAGCGUGGAGAGCGGGUAGAGACCUUGGAGAUCUUCGAGACUAGUCGAAUCCUUCUCCGCAACGGAGAACAGGAACUUGCUACAGGCACAUGUUAGCAGUAGCACAGCCUCCGGCAAAGAAGCGAAGCGCCCGCGCCGGAAAACGAAAGUGGAAGUCCUGCGCGCAGUCGCCACCAACUGUCUCCCUGCUCUUGCCUGUCCAGACUAGAGUCGUUUGGUCCUCUCUUUCUCUUCCGCUCCGAUGUCUGCCUCGUUGGCCCCCGUCUGGGGCAAGGAACCCCUCCUCUUCUUCCUCCUCGGUGUUGUCCUGAGCACCUGUUCUCCACUGGAGCCCUCCAUGGCAAAGCUGGGCUGCUGGUUUGUGGAAGAGGCUGGGCGCGGCGGGUCGGUGAUGCCCAGCACCUUGUCCCAGCGCCGUGCUUUGUUGCUCCUGCCGCCACCAGGGAGGCGAAUGGAAGAAGCUCUCCUCCAGUCAGAACUGCCCCCGGAAGUGGAGCAUGGCCUGGCCUUCCAAUUAUUGGACCCCUCGGGGACUCUGUGGAGUGGCAGAGAUUCCAGUGCCACCCCCCUCUGGCUGGGAGAGGACCCGAGCGACACAGACUCCAUUUCCUGUGAGAUCAAUGCCUACGCCCCCCAAGAGGCCCACGUUCCCUGGGCAGCCGGCUUGGUGGGGCAGAAGGGCUGCCCCCGCUCCCUGGAAAAGGGGAAGUGGUUCAUUGCCACCGUCCAGCACUCUGAAGCAGGCUAUGGGGUCAGCAGCAUCCUGAAUGAGGAAGAAUCUUGGAACCAGAAUGCAGCAGCUAGUGGCGUCACCACGGCAACAGCGGUCCUCUCCGUGUUCACCCGGACCCCCCAGCUGCAGUCCCGUCUGGGCCAGGACGUGCUCAUCGACUGUGGGUUCUCAGGUCCCGCCGUUCCCUUCUCAGUCGAGUGGCGACUCCAGUUCCGUGGGGCAGGCCGAGUCGUCCUGGCAUAUGAUGGAGCAGCCCAGCGGAUCUCUGUGGCCGAGGAGGGUGCUGAGUUAUUCCUGGACCCAGGGAGCAGCAACGUCUCGCUGCGCCUAACGAAUGUUGGGGUGCGCCAUGAGGGCACCUAUAUCUGUACGGUCUACCUGCCUCACCUGCACGCCCAGCAAGCCAUGGAGCUGAAGGUUGUGGAGCCUCCCACGGUAACCAUCCGCCCGACCCCACUCUCAGUGGCCCCUAGUGCCCAUGCUGAGCUGGCCUGCGAGAUCUCUAGCUACUACCCGCCAGGCGUGUCCGUCAGCUGGAAACGCCGCAGCCCCAUCGAGUCCCCCCAGGAUCCCUUCCUGGAGACAUGGGAAUCCGGGCACAGGCAGUCGCCCAACGGCACCUACAGCUUCACCAGCUUUGCCCGCCUGGGGGCCGUCCAGCCUAAAGACCAUGGCGCUUCCUACAGUUGUCAUGUGUCCCAUGUCGGCUUGGGGGAAGCUGGUCUCAAGAAGUCCGUGAAACUGAGCGUGGCAGGCUCCUCUGGCCCUUCUUUCGAGGAUGCGAUCGGCUUCUUCCUGUUGGCCUUUGUGCUGUUUGGGGCCCUGCGGCAGUUUUUCAAGCACGCCUUUGGAGGCAAAGACACAACCAAAUCGGAGAAACUUGAAUAAAUCGGAGCAACUGACCAAGCUUCGUUUGUUACGUUUGGCCUUGCUCUGGAUCCCCCUUGGCUGAAGGGAUGAAGCUUAAAAACUGAUUGCAGUCUGAAAACUCUGGGGUCUUCUCUGUUGUUCCCUGCUGUGGCGUUUGAGCUGGUGUGUUUUGAUUUUGUGUGUCUGCUGUGAUGUCAUUGGGGCAGGUGUGGGGACCCUCAUCCUCUGUUCCUCCCUGCUGUGAAAGCGUUUGCUGUAUCUUCUCUCCUCCUACCCCACAUUGCUGUGUCUGCUCUGGAAGUCUAUGGUGCAGCUUUUCUUCAGGUGGUGUUUCUGCAUCCUUUGAAGGAAAUUCUGUAAAUUAAAAACACACACUCUUGAAGAAACACAGGACAGUGCAAUGGAGCAAUAUAGUUUCUGUCACAGAGCAGUCUCUGACCUAUCUUGGUUCCACUUUUAUGGAAAGAGAACUGACCUAGAGGUGGCUGGGAUGUUGGCAUUUAAUACAAGCAGCAGCCCUGGCUUCCUCCCGCUGCAUUAAGGGUGCCUCCUGUGAUAAAAGGGGUGUGUGGUGCAGCUGUCAUUUGCGCAAGGCCCUGUUGGGAAUGCUCAGAACACAGCACAAAGCUCUUGACCUCCGGGCUGACGGGAUUUCCAAGCUGAGCUGUCAUGCCAGGGGCCAGCAUCGGCUGCCUCCUCACUGAAGGCUGAACUAGAUGUGACCCAGAAGUCCUAUAGAACUUCUCCUGGAGCUUUCCCAGACAGCAGGCUGUACCGGGGGUUUAUUGAGAGGCUUUACUGUGAGUUCAAAAUUGCCCCCAAAACCAAUGAAAAAAGUGGAUUUUUUUACCACAGAGAUGUGAACUAAAAGCCAGAACUGCUAGCUUUCCAGCUGUAGGGAAGGGGCAUUCCAUUGUCUGCACUCCAAAUAUCUCUGAGUCGGGCUGACCACUUCCAUGUGAGGAUUAGGCCCCAGAACCAAUAUGUUCUCACUCCACUUCCAGGUGCCUCUGCAAAUACUGCCACCUGGAGUGGUUUUACAGAUGCCUUCAGUAGGGGGCCACCAACUCUCCUAGCCCAUUGAGAGCAGAUGAAUGUUUCCUUCUCAUCCUUGCUGUGUUGACCCGACACUCCUCCCCUUGCUGUAGACUGUAAGCCCUUUGUGGCAGAAUUCUGAUCUGUGCAGCAACAUGGAUAAUAAAUGGAUUUUUAAACAAUAA